This is a messenger RNA of Anopheles merus, 2718 nucleotides long. Its product is annotated as digestive organ expansion factor homolog. The coding region runs from base 241 to 2718 and encodes 825 amino acids. The transcript has a single exon. The record is from RefSeq and is a predicted model, not a curated record. Gene Ontology annotation, cellular component: nucleolus; small-subunit processome. NCBI's taxonomy places the organism in Eukaryota, Metazoa, Arthropoda, Insecta, Diptera, Culicidae. Gene Ontology annotation, biological process: maturation of SSU-rRNA from tricistronic rRNA transcript (SSU-rRNA, 5.8S rRNA, LSU-rRNA). Gene Ontology annotation, molecular function: rRNA binding; U3 snoRNA binding.
UCGCGCCAGCUGUCAGUUCAAACGUGGUCAAACGUAAACAAACAGCGGCCGUCGUUGAAAAAGGGCCGCAAAAGUGUAGAAAAUUGCUUACAAAUAUCUUACCAAACUAAAUAUUUCCUUGAUAAACUUAAUUGUUACGUUGAUCGUUCGGUAAACAUCAUCCCCUUGACGCAGUUUGAUUUUCCCCAGCCAAGUGAGUAGCCACGUGUAUUAGCCCCGAAGGAAACAACCCGGGGCACGAUGGGUCCGCGGCGCUCGAUAUUCAAGAAGCCGCGGGGCAAGGGUGGCGGCAGCAGGCAGCAGCAGGGCUACAUGAGCAAGGACAUGAAGAAGAAGCUGAAGAAGGAGCAGGCCGGUCGGCCGCCGCCGACGCGCUUCCAGCGCAGCCUCAAGCACAUCGAGCGGGCACAGGAAGCGACCCAGGCCCAGAAGCGCCAGAUCGAGGCGGAGCGCAAGUACCGCCAGGAGUCGAAUGCGUCCUUCGCCGGGGGUGCCUUCAGCUCGAGCGACUCGGAGGAGGAGGAGGAGGAGGAGGGACAAGCGGACGGUGAGGAUGGGACCGCGUUCGAGGAGCUGGCGGUAGAGUUUAACGGCCCGCUGGGCCGGACGGUGAUUGACAGUGCGGACGAAAGCGAGGAGGAAGAGCCUGUCGACGAGGAGAUGGACGAGGAGGAAAUGGGUGAAGAGGAAGAGAUGGACGGGGAAGACGGGGCAGUGGGAAUGGAUGGCGAGGAGGAGCAAGAAAAUGAAGAUGAAGAUGAAGAUGAAGCGCUUAAAUUGGGAUCGGAAGCGAGCGAAUCAGAGGACGAGGAGGAGGAGCUAGAGGAGGAAGACCCCAACGACCUGUCGACGGACGAUGACGACGAGGAUGGUGCAGAGACGAACGAUCCGUACAUGCAGCACACGGCAUUCAACCUGAGCCCGGCCAUGCUGGAAACGAUUGCGGCCGAGCGGCCACGUGUCGAGCAGUCCAAGCUGUCCUUUCCCGGGCUCGGCAACGUGCUGGUCGAGCUGCCGAAGUGCGGCACCGUCGGCAAGCGCCCGGAACCGAGAGGCAUCUUCGAGACGGAACGGUACGCCAAACCGGGCACACUGCCGACGGUCCCGGAUCCGGACGCACCGAUCGACUGGAAGGCGCUGCACGUGAAGGACAAGAUUGCGCGCAACAUUACCGAGCCGCUCGAUGCGCUGCAGCGGGACACGUUCGCGAUACUGAACGCGUACCAGGAUCUGCACGUGACGCAGCGCAGCUUCGAGAAUGCGGACCGCUUCCGGUACGUCUACUGUCUGCACGCGCUCAACCACGUGCUGAAGGCGGUGAGCAAGAUGCAGCACCACACGGUCAAGCUCCAGGCGGCGAAGGCGGCAGGGCGGAAGAGGAAAAAGCCGGCCGAGGAUCAGUUCCGCCGGAAGCUGAAGGUGGCGACGGUCGGCGAGGAACCGCCGGUUGGGCUGGAGUGCCGUGACCAGGGCUUCGUCCGGCCGAAGGUGCUGAUUGUGGUGCCGUUCCGCGAGUCCGCCCUGCAGUGCGUGACCGUGCUGAAGCGGCUGUUUGCGGGCGAGGGGCAGGAGAAGGGCGUGCUCAAUUGGAAGCGCUUCACGGAGGAGUACGGCGGUGCGUCGAUGGCCUUUCCGCGCAAAAACCCCAAACCGGCCGACUACGAGCGCACGUUCGCGGGCAACAUCGACGACAACUUCCGGCUGUCGAUCGCGUUCAACCGCUCGACGAUGAAGCUGUACGCGAAGUACUACUCGUCCGACGUGAUCAUCGCGUCCCCGCUCGGGCUGCGCAUGGCGAUCGGGGCGAAGGGCGAGAAGUACCGGGACUACGACUUUCUCGCGAGCAUCGAGCUGCUGAUCGUCGACCAGGCGGAGGUGUGCUACGCCCAGAACUGGGACCACCUGCUGCACGUGAUGGAGCAUCUGCACCACCAGCCGAAGAGCACCGAGUACACGGAGUUUUCGCGCGUCCGCGAAUGGUGCCUGUCCGGCUGGUCCAAGUUCUACCGCCAGUCGGUGCUGCUGUCCGCGUUCGAGCUGCCCGACUUUCGCUCGCUCUACAACAAGCACUUUCGCAACUAUCGCGGCAAGGUGCGGACGGUCGCGCGCCGCGACCAGCAGGCGGCCGGCACGAUCCGGCGCGUGGUCGUGCCGGUGGCGCAGAACUUUCAGCGCGUCGAGACGAGCACGCUGGACGGGGCGGGGCUGGCCCGGUUCGCGCACUUCGUGAACGUCAUCCUGCCGCAGGCCCGCACGGUCGCGAUGGCCCGCUGCAUGAUCUACGUGCCGAGCUACUUCGACUAUGUGCGGUUGCGCAACCACUUCAAGAAGGAGGAAAUUAGCUUCACGCAGAUCUGCGAGUACACGCCGGACGGGAAGAUUGCGCGGGCGCGGGAUAUGUUCUUUCACGGCAGCAAGCACUUUCUGCUGUACUCGGAGCGGGCGCACUUCUUCCGCCGCCACCGGAUACGGGGCGUGCGGCAUCUGAUCUUUUACGGGCCGCCCGUCUUCCCGCACUUCUACCCGGAGCUGGUCAACCUGAUGAUGAAGGAGAAUCAGAACCCGCAGGACGGCGUGGACGAAGCGUCGAUGACGGUGACGGUGGUGUACACGCGGUACGACACGUACCAGCUGACCGAGAUGGUCGGGAUGGAGCGGGCGAACGCGAUGCUCAAGGCACCACGCUCGGUGCAUCGCUUUUCGACCGAUCAGAAGUGA